GGAGGGGCAGAAAUAAUAAAUAAAAUAAUAAAACAAAAGAACAAAUACACUGACUUCUUAAUUCCAUAAUUAAAAAUGAAGUCAAUAACAGCAACCCACCUCCGCCACCACUGGCUCAACAAGCUCGAAAUCGCCCUGCUCGACGUGCGCGAAGAAGGGCCCUACUCGCUCUCCCACCCCCUGUGGGCCAUCAGCGUCCCCGUCUCAGAGAUCGAGUCAAAACUCCCCCCUCUCGUUCCACGCCUCUCCGUCCCAAUCGUCGUCUACGAUGGCGGAGAAGGGUAUGCUGAACGCGCCGUCCCCCGCAUUCAAGCACUGGGGUACGCCGACGUCGCAAUCCUCCAGGACGGACUGAAAGGCUACGCCGCCGUCGGCGAAGUCUACCGCGACGUCGGGGUGCCCUCAAAGGCAUUCGGCGAGUUAGUCGAAGCGAUAAACCAUACCCCGUCUGUGUCUGCGCGGGACGCGAAAGAGAUUCUGGAGAAUAAAGACAGUGAUGUCGCCGUUCUGGAUGCGCGCCGGUUCUCGGAAUAUAAUACCAUGAGCAUCCCCCGUGGCCGUAGCUGUCCCGGCGGGGAACUGCUGUAUCGCUUCUUUGAGGCUGUCCCGUCUGCUGAGACGACUGUUGUUGUGAACUGUGCAGGGCGCACGAGGAGUAUUGUUGGUGCGCAAAGUCUGAUUCACGCUGCGGUGCCGAAUAAGGUGCUUGCGUUGAGGAAUGGGACGAUUGGGUGGUCGUUGGAGGGAUUGCAGCUGGAUAGUAAGAAGACAGAGAGGGUGGAGAGGCCGGAGAAGGAGGCUUUAAAUCGGGCGAGGGAGCGGGCAGUCAAUUGGGCUGAGUAUGUCGGUGUCAAGCUUGUUGAUGGGAAGCAGCUGGCUGGGUUUGUGGAGGAGGACCGGACGCUGUAUCUCUUGGAUGUACGCGAUCCGGAGGAGUAUGCCCUCGACCAUCCUGAUGGCUUUGUCAAUGCCCCUGGUGGUCAACUCGUCCAGGCUACGGACGAAUGGGUCGGUGUACGCGGAGCACGACUGGUUCUAUAUGAUACCGACGGUGUACGCGCACGCAUGACAGCCAGCUGGCUUUUACAGCUUGGAUGGGAGGUGUAUGUCUUUGACGGGUCAAUUCCAGACCUCUCAACCCCAGAAAUUCCGUCGUGGAAACCAAAGGGAGGGAUAUCAAUCGACGAGUUCAAGGCCCUCCCUGCGAAGACGGUAAUCGAUCUCGCACGUAGUCCCGUCUACAGCAAAGGCCAUAUCCCAGGUGCAUGGUUUGCAUCUGGCCCGGAACUCGCCCGCGACUUGAAGACUCUCCCUGAGGGGCCCAUUGUCUUGACAUCGCCUGAUGGGGUUGUCGCAGCAGCAAACAUCGAGGAGGCACAGUCUACCUCCCGUGAGGUUCUAUAUCUUGCCGGCGGAACGGCAGCAUGGGUGGAUGCUGGGAAUUCCCUCGAGACUGAGCCAAGAUGGCUUUCGGAGCCGAUUGACGUGUAUAAGCGGCCGUAUGAAGGGACAGAGAACGCGCGAGAGGCGAUGCAGGGGUAUCUGGACUGGGAGUAUGGACUUGUAGCGCAGCUGGCGAAUGACGGCGUUGCUGGGUUUCAUGUUGUGCGACAUUCAAGAUAGAAUCAGCUUAUAUUAGAGAUCCUGUACUACCUCAAUCUAUCACUGUAUACCCUAGACAGCACCACCCGCAACGCCGGAAUCUCAACACCAACAGCCCUCCCUCUCUCAUCCACCUCGAAGACAAACUCAUCCAGACCUCUUCCUCCAUACUGCAGCUCAUCCACAUCCAUCCACGACACACAAGUCGGGGUAUCAUUAUCCGCCAGCUCCGUGACAUCCUGCAACACAGCCCUAAACGCCUGUUUCGAGCCAACACGCUGCGUGGGAUAUAAUCUGAUACUCAGGUCCUUGGACUGCUCCACACCAACAAGCCCAGACAACGUUUCCCGGAAAUCCGUCCCGUUGCUGAUAAACUCGUCGAUAUACAAUCCCAUCAGAUUAUCUUGUCUGACCGUGAUAGACGAGAGACUGGUAGAAUCCGCAGCAGCAGUAUAUGUACCAUUGAAGCUC
Molecule: messenger RNA, 2073 nt
Organism: Aspergillus versicolor CBS 583.65
Lineage: Eukaryota; Fungi; Ascomycota; Eurotiomycetes; Eurotiales; Aspergillaceae
Exons: 1
Coding region: 76-1623 (515 amino acids)
Molecular function (GO): thiosulfate-cyanide sulfurtransferase activity
Source: RefSeq, a predicted model, not a curated record